Molecule: messenger RNA, 1723 nt
Organism: Dracunculus medinensis (Guinea worm)
Lineage: Eukaryota; Metazoa; Nematoda; Chromadorea; Rhabditida; Dracunculidae
Source: the annotation of a GenBank genome assembly
GUGGGUAAAAGAUGGCUUUGGUCUAAACACUGAUAGACUUAUUGAUGGAAUAUAUCCAAGAUAUAAAAUAGAAGGAAGCGUCAGUAAAGGCGAAUAUAAUUUGCGAAUUAAUAAUAUUAGUAUUGAUGACGAUGAUAUAUUUGAAUGCCAAAUGCAAGCAGCUGUUAAUAAUCCAACAAGAAUAUCAAAUAAAGCAAAAUUAACUGUUUUAGUUGAGCCACAACUUCCGACAAUGUUUCUGGAAGACGAUGUUUUAAAUGUAAUUGCCGGUCAAUAUAUUCAGCGCUCGUGCGUUAGUAAAGAUGGAAAACCACCAUCAGUCAUUGGAUGGGCAAUUACCGAAAAUAAUUCAACAAGUAUCAUCAGGUCGUGGCUUGGUGAUUCACUUCAGAAGUUUGAUAUAUCCCAAUUUAAAUUAUCGACAAAAGAAUCGCAAUAUGCUCACAUAAUCGAAGAUAUUCGUCGAAAUACUCAACAAUUAUAUACAGUUAUUAGCAAUAUUAGUUUUGUACCAAAAAUCGAUGACGACGGGAAAUAUUUGACAUGUAUAACAUCGCAUGCAACAUAUUCAUCGCCAAAGUCAAUCUCAUUUGCGCUUGAUAUUAAUUUUUCACCAGUAGUGCAUAUUGAAAUCAAUGAGAAAUCGGAAAUGAGAGAAAAUGGUUCAGCGAUUCUUCAUUGCAAUAUCAAGGCUAAGCCUACUACGAAUUUGCAGAUUAUUUGGUUUAGAAAUGAUGUUAUCAUAGAAUCAGCCAAAACUGAUGUUAUUUUAUUGCCAAACUUAAAUAUUGACCACCAUCAAUCGAAAUAUACUUGCUUGGUUAGCAAUAUUAUUGGCGAAUCAUCUGAUUCUAUUAUUUUAAAUGUAACUUAUGGAGCUCGUAUAAUGUCAACUGAACAACAUCAAGCUGUAAAUCCUGGUGAAUCAGCAAUGUUUAAUUGCGAAGCAAUAGGAAAUCCUCCACCUAAAAUAAUUUGGAAGAAAAUUGGUGAUGGUCAAGUCAUUGCUCAUGGAAGCAGUUUAACAAUUGAAUCAGUGCAAAGUUGGCAUCGAGGUGAGUACGAAUGCAAAGCAACAGUUUCCGGAUUUCCAUCGUCUCGACUCAUUAAUUUUUUACACAUUAAAGGUCCACCAUCAGUCAGCGUUCGAGAAGAAAUUAUUGCAGCUAAUGGAGAGACUAUUGAAAUUAUUUGUGAAGUAAAAUUUUAUUUUAAUAAGAUAGUCAGAGGUCGUCCACAACCACAGGAUGUGAUAUGGUUAUUAAAUGGAUCUCCAAUUGAAUAUGGAAGACUGGGAAGUCGGCUACAAAUACAUCAAGUACCUCGACAGUUCGGUGUCGAAAGUAAAUUGAUUGUCCAAGGUGUAAAGAAUAGUGAUUAUGGAAUAUAUAAUUGUACGGCCUUCAACGAACUUGGAAGUGAUUAUCAAACGAUCCGACUUAAAUCGAAAAGUAUCAUUGAUGCGUUAAUUAAAGAUCCGACAAUAAAAGUUGAACCAAUUGACGGUGGUCCUUAUCCAUUUCCUUCGUUAAAUCCGCCAGGAAUUACUUUUUCAGAUAAUUAUAUAUCAACGAUGGGUACAAAUCCUGAUUUUGACUAUAUUGGAAAUUCACCUAAUUUUGAUAGACUAUAUCCUCGUGUAAAUAAUGGUACAGCGCCACCAGCAAAUGAUUGUUUUGCAUUUGAUGAUUCUAUGAAUAAUCAUCAGUCAUACGAUGAAUAA